CGUCGUUGCAUAUAUCAUAUCCUCUGCUUCCCCCCUCGCUACCGCAACCCUAGUUCUGUUUGGAGCUCGUGUUGCCCUUCGUCAACCUAAGCAGUCUUGUCGUAUCUUCAUCGUCGUUGCUUCUUAGACACCUCCCACUGUCGCCAGUGGUUUCGAUUGUGUCUAGAUCUGGUACUAUUACGUAGAGCUAGUACUCUCGUAGUAUUCCACCGCAUCCGACCAUCCGUCACAGCAUACUUACAAACACCCUCGCACCGGCAACGUAGCUGCCAGCAACCUCCAACAUGGGCGCGAAAUCGGGUUUUGCCCUCAAGCUACUCCAGUGGUUCAUUCGCGGCGUGCAGUUCUGCUGCGCCGCCCUCGUCCUCGCCAUCUUUUCAUACUUCCUCGCCGUGUUGAGCAAUCGCGGUCUGUCGAUACCGACGUGGGCACGUGCCGUCGAGGGCAUUUCGGGCAUCGGGGUCAUCUAUACCAUCCUCGGUCUUCUGCUCCUGUGCUGUCUGGCCGGCCACCCCUUUACCUCCUUUAUCGCCAUCGUGCUCGAUGUCUGCUUCGUCGGGUCCUUCAUCUACGUCGCCGUCGCCAACCGCGGAGGGGCUAGUAGAUGUCGCGGCGAGGUUGAUACCGUCUUCGGCACCGGCCAAGCUGCCGACCUAAUCAACGACCAGCAUCCAACCUUUAGACAGGUCUGCCAGAUGGAGACUGCCUGCCUCGCCGUCUCGAUUGUUGCAAUCCUAUUUUUCAUCCUCUCGGCGAUUCUCGAAGUCGUGCUCGUCCGCCACCGCCGUAAGGAACAGCGGUUUGGCCCCAGCCCGGCCAACGACUACACGUCCGGUUAUGCCAGACGCAAGGGUCUCUUCGGCCGCUUUCGUCGCCGGAAGACAGUUGAAACGACGAACGCGGAUGGUCUGCCCGAACAUACUCAUCCAGACCACUUGCGUCAGAGUUACAACACCGAGACUACGGCCGUUGGUCACGAGCCGGCGACUUACAAUAAAUACCAACACGACGGCCAGGUUGCGUACCCCGAGACCGGUACUGCCGUGACGCACAGCCAGCCGGCUGGGUUCCGUUACUAGCGGCCGAGGCGCUCGGUUGUGAUGGAUCGGCUUGUUAUGGGUCUACCUAGAGUCAACACGGGUAGAUUACUAUCGCUCGUUACUCUUCGCGCGGGGAAAUAUGCUAUUGCUAGAUAAUGACUCAGGAUUGGACGAGAUUGUCGCCGAACAAAGCUUCAAUCCAAACCUUUAAUGAUAAUGAUAUUAGGCACUUGUGACUCACUUGCUGUGGCGUACACGUGCGUAGAGAUUGUAUCUACUUCCCGUAUUGCCGUUGAC
Durotheca rogersii is the source of this 1337-nucleotide messenger RNA. RefSeq lists its product as uncharacterized. Bases 285 to 1079 code for a protein of 264 amino acids. Lineage: Eukaryota; Fungi; Ascomycota; Sordariomycetes; Xylariales; Xylariaceae. The transcript is spliced from 2 exons. The record is from RefSeq and is a predicted model, not a curated record.